AUGAUUCUGUUCACUCUUUCCACUGAACAUGUUCGCAAUACCGUCAUCACCAAUGAUCAGGGACAAAUAAUUUACAAGACAGACACUCCAUUCAAACUAGUUGGCGCCCGCACUACAACCAUUCAGAAAAUCAGGCCAAAUAAUGACCGGUAUCAUAUGCAUGACCAGUUCGAUGUCUUGGGAGAGAUCGAGUGGCACACAUUUGUUUCCUCAAAGUUUCGUUCUCGUGGAAUUGAAGUAGAGACGGAGGGGUUCAUCCCCAAGAGAGGUCUAUGGGGUCGGAAGCGCGUCUUCACAGGCCCAGAUGGACGUCCCUAUCGCUGGGACCUCGAGUCCAAAAUGGUAGUUCUUUCACGGGACGAUGCGACUCGAACAGAGGUCGCUCGCUUUCAUAAAGCGACUCUCGGACUUACAGGAAAGAAACGUAAGGCCAUGCUGGAAGUAUCACCUGAAGUGGCUCAUAUGAUGGAUACUGUCAUAAUGACGUUCAUCUAUGUCGAGCAACUCAGGAAGGACAAAGAAGAAGCCUCAAGAAGAGUCGCAGCCUUGAAUUGGCGCUAUCAAAUGGGAUAG
Messenger RNA from Suillus bovinus, 573 nucleotides. RefSeq lists its product as uncharacterized. The record is from RefSeq and is a predicted model, not a curated record. Bases 1 to 573 code for a protein of 190 amino acids. Lineage: Eukaryota; Fungi; Basidiomycota; Agaricomycetes; Boletales; Suillaceae. The transcript has 3 exons.